Rhodamnia argentea is the source of this 2433-nucleotide messenger RNA. Its product is annotated as pyruvate decarboxylase 1. Lineage: Eukaryota; Viridiplantae; Streptophyta; Magnoliopsida; Myrtales; Myrtaceae. Gene Ontology annotation, molecular function: thiamine pyrophosphate binding; magnesium ion binding; carboxy-lyase activity. The record is from RefSeq and is a predicted model, not a curated record. Bases 435 to 2183 code for a protein of 582 amino acids. The transcript has 8 exons.
UCCUAAACUAAACCUGCCGAAACCGUCGAUUAUUCUACAGUUUCUUCCUCGACUCGUCUUCAAUUCAACAUGGGAGGCCAAUUUUCAAUCCAUUACAGUCCAAGAUUCCCACCUCAUUCGGACCAAAAAGAGAGACAUCCCAUUGCAAUAAACAAAACCGAGGACCAGCUAAAACCCACCAGCAAAUCACAACUUUGAUCACCCUCAACCAAUUACCUGGCCUUCCCUCCUCUCGCUUUUCCAUUACCAUGUUCACUAACUAGCCCAUAGUUUCUUCAAGAUCGAAUCUUUGCACAUACCCAUUUGCUCAAUCCACCUAUAAGAUCACCAAGAAGGCAAGAACCUUCAAUGCCAUCAGAAAGAUCGCUUCUUUACUGUUGAAAACUGUCUUUGCACUUGAAGCUAAGCGCAGCUAGUGAUUCUUGGUACUACUCAUGGAAACUGCUAAUCACGUCGGCUCGGCGGCACAGCCCAUCUCGGCUCCGUGCAGUGGCACUCUGGGCGGCCACCUGGCUCGGCGGCUCGUGGAGAUCGGCGUGAGGGACGUGUUCUCGGUCCCUGGCGACUUCAACUUGGCCCUCUUGGACCACCUGAUAGCCGAGCCGGAGCUGAACCUGAUCGGCUGCUGCAACGAGCUGAACGCCGGCUACGCGGCCGACGGGUACGCGCGAGCGAGGGGCGUGGGCGCGUGCGUGGUGACGUUCACGGUUGGGGGUCUCAGCGUGCUCAAUGCCAUUGCAGGGGCUUACAGCGAGAACUUGCCUGUGAUCUGUAUCGUUGGAGGGCCUAAUUCUAAUGACUACGGGACUAACAGGAUCUUGCACCACACCAUUGGGCUGCCUGAUUUUACCCAAGAGCUCAGGUGUUUCCAGUCAGUCACCUGCACACAGGCAGUGGUGAAUAACUUGGAUGAUGCGCACGAGCUGAUUGAUACCGCGAUCUCUACGGCUUUGAAGGAAAGCAAGCCGGCUUAUAUUAGUAUAAGCUGUAAUUUGUCUGGGAUUCGUCACCCUACUUUUGCCAGGGAUCCAGUUCCUUUCUCUCUUGCACCAAAGGUAAGCAAUCCAAUGGGUCUGGAAGCUGCAGUCGAAGCAACUGCUGAUUUUCUCAACAAAGCUGUGAAGCCUGUCAUCGUGGGUGGGCCGAAGCUCAGGGUGGCCAAGGCCCAAAGGGCCUUCAUGGAGCUCGCAGAUGCCGCCGGGUAUCCAAUCGCCAUUAUGCCAUCAGGCAAGGGGCUAGUGCCGGAGCAUCAUCCCCACUUCAUUGGAACAUAUUGGGGUGCUGUGAGUACAAGCUUUGUCGGGGAGAUUGUAGAAUCAGCCGAUGCCUAUAUUUUCGUUGGCCCCAUCUUCAACGAUUACAGCUCCGUUGGCUAUUCCUUGCUGAUUAAGAAGGAGAAAGCAAUCAUAGUGCAGCCCAAUCGCGUGACUGUCGGGAGUGGCCCUUCCAUUGGGUGGGUUUUCAUGGCAGAUUUUUUACGCGCAUUGGCCAAGAAGCUGAAGAGAAACAGCACUGCCUUGGAGAAUUACCGCAGGAUAUACGUACCUCCGGGCAUGCCCCUCAAGUGCGAGAAAAGCGAGCCUCUUAGAGUCAAUGUUCUGUUUAAGCACAUUCAGGAUGUGCUCAGUGGGGACACUGCAGUUAUCGCUGAAACUGGAGACUCUUGGUUUAACUGUCAGAAACUCCGGUUGCCUGAGAAUUGCGGGUAUGAAUUCCAGAUGCAAUACGGAUCUAUAGGUUGGUCAGUGGGUGCCACUCUAGGAUAUGCUCAAGCUGCCACUGAUAAGCGUGUGAUAGCUUGCAUUGGUGAUGGAAGCUUCCAGGUUACAGCUCAGGAUAUAUCAACCAUGAUCCGAUGCGGACAGAAGACUAUAAUCUUCCUGAUCAACAAUGGGGGUUACACCAUCGAAGUGGAGAUUCAUGACGGCCCUUACAACGUGAUUAAGAACUGGAACUACACUGGUCUCGUGGACGCCAUUCACAAUGGCGAAGGCAAAUGCUGGACCGCAAAGGUUCGCACAGAGGAAGAGCUUAUAGAUGCGAUCGCGACAGCGAGUGGGCCGCAUAAGGAUUGCUUGUGCUUCAUCGAGGUGAUCGUGCACAAGGACGACACGAGCAAAGAGCUGCUAGAGUGGGGGUCGCGCGUCUCUGCCGCAAACAGCCGUCCUCCUAAUCCUCAGUAAUCUCUCCGUGUUCGAAGUCCUACAUUGAUUCAAGAGAUAGAGAGAGAGAGAGAGAGGGGGGGGAUCACUUGUGAAGAAAGAUGAAUGCUGAUGUACAAGAGCUUUCUGUAUGAUGUAAACAUUUAACGAGAGUGAAUUGCAGUGCAUAAUAAAGCUUCUGGAAUACCCUCUGUGACUGUCGCAGGAAUCACCAUCUCUCCUCUGUUCCUUCAAGAUUACCAUCCAUAGUGAUUACAGGGUGAUUUUUAUU